Arabidopsis thaliana (thale cress) is the source of this 860-nucleotide messenger RNA. Its product is annotated as Translation protein SH3-like family protein. The record is from RefSeq and is marked reviewed. The coding region runs from base 93 to 587 and encodes 164 amino acids. The transcript is spliced from 2 exons. Lineage: Eukaryota; Viridiplantae; Streptophyta; Magnoliopsida; Brassicales; Brassicaceae. Gene Ontology annotation, molecular function: structural constituent of ribosome. Gene Ontology annotation, cellular component: ribosome. Gene Ontology annotation, biological process: translation.
AAAACCCUAAUUCACUUUAUAAGUGUCAUGUUUUUUAUCUUAACAAUGGCUUCUCUAGGGUUUCAGCCACCAGACUCAAACAGAGAGUGAAAAUGCCGGCGGGACACGGAGUGAGGGCGAGAACAAGAGAUCUGUUCGCGAGACCAUUCAGGAAGAAGGGUUAUAUUCCACUCUCCACUUACCUCAGAACCUUCAAGGUCGGCGAUUACGUCGAUGUCAAGGUUAAUGGAGCUAUCCACAAGGGUAUGCCUCAUAAGUUCUACCAUGGUCGUACUGGUCGCAUCUGGAAUGUCACUAAGCGUGCCGUUGGUGUUGAAGUCAACAAACAGAUUGGGAACAGAAUCAUAAGGAAGAGGAUACAUGUGCGUGUGGAGCAUGUGCAACAGUCAAGGUGUGCUGAGGAGUUUAAACUCAGAAAGAAGCAGAACGAUGUGCUUAAGGCUGAUGCUAAAGCCAGAGGAGAGACUAUCAGCACCAAGAGACAGCCUAAAGGUCCUAAACCGGGUUUCAUGGUCGAAGGUAUGACAUUGGAGACUGUCACUCCCAUUCCUUACGAUGUUGUCAACGAUCUCAAGGGUGGUUAUUGAGUUUUUUCCAUUUUAUUAUCAUUCUCUACUCAGAAUUUUUGCACUUGCUUUUUUAAUGAUGUUUUUGUAUCAAUUAAGACUAAUUUCUAUAUGGUAUGAAAGUGCAAUUCAGAUUUUGUUAUUAAGAUUGCUUAUCAUAAUCAUUUGCUUAUUGCAUUUGUUUGUUUCUGAAAUCAUUUAUGCAUCCUUAGUUAAAACUGAAAUGUUUAUCAGUAAAUCAUAUAAUGCUAGUAUCAUAGUAUGAGACAUUUUGAUUGUUGUUGAGUAGUCUUU